Messenger RNA from Bombina bombina (fire-bellied toad), 2155 nucleotides. It is a transcript of the gene TTPAL, whose product is annotated as alpha tocopherol transfer protein like. Gene Ontology annotation, cellular component: membrane. The record is from RefSeq and is a predicted model, not a curated record. The transcript has 5 exons. Bases 186 to 1199 code for a protein of 337 amino acids. NCBI's taxonomy places the organism in Eukaryota, Metazoa, Chordata, Amphibia, Anura, Bombinatoridae. Gene Ontology annotation, molecular function: phosphatidylinositol bisphosphate binding.
AUAGUCCGACCCAGGAACAUGUGAUUUGUGCUAGCCAAUCAGGUGAGCGCGCAGGUGAAAUCUUGUGCAGGAAGAGCCUAGAAGGGGAUGCUGCAGAGGUGACCCGUUCGGCUGAUGCUGCAGGAUUCCUCUGGGUCUAGUGGCUGCACUUAGCGCCUCCCCCUCCUGCAGUUGUCUGAAAUUCAAUGGCAGAAGACAAUGAUACCUCAGUAGCAAGUUCUUCAGUGUCCUCUCCAUUGGACGAAUUUAGUUCCAGACACAACUAUGUCUGCACUUUAUCACCUGAACUAGUCAUAAAAGCACGUGAAGAGUUGCAAGAGAAGCCAGAAUGGAGACUACGUGAUGUGCAAGCGCUGCGGGAUAUGAUAUGGAAGGACUACCCAAAUCUGAAGACACGUAUUGAUGACUCUUUCCUGCUACGGUUUUUAAGGGCAAGGAAGUUUGAUUAUGACAGAGCACUUCAGCUUCUGGUAAACUAUUACAGCUGCCGGAAAGGUUGGCCUGAAGUGUUUAAUAAUUUAAGGCCAUCUGCAGUCAAACCUGUGCUGGACUCUGGAUUUCUGACUGUACUUCCUAAUAAAGACGCAGAAGGACGCCGGAUUGUCUGCAUUCGUCCCGGUCAGUGGACUCCUAGAGAUUUUCCAAUUACAGAAAAUAUACGUGCCAUGUAUCUCUCCCUGGAAAAACUUGUUGAGUCUGAGGAAACCCAAGUUAACGGCAUUGUAAUAUUAGCAGAUUAUGAUGGGGUCGGUUUGUCACAGGCAUCGCAUUUUGGUCCAUUUAUGGCUAAAAAAGUGAUUGGAAUCCUUCAGGAUGGUUUUCCUAUUCGAAUUAAGGCGGUGAAUAUAAUUAAUGAACCACGAAUCUUUAAGGGGAUUUUUGCAAUUCUGAAGCCAUUUUUGAAGGAGAAAAUUGUGAACAGGUUUUUUCUCCAUGGCUCAGACUUAAACUCUCUUCAUAACAAUGUACCAAAGUCCACCCUUCCCGAGGAAUAUGGAGGUACUUCUGGAAAGAUAGAAAGUUCCACAUGGAGCCAGGUACUUUUGGCUUCUGAAGAUGAUUUUGCAGAAGGCAUUUACAGGACUGGUCCUACCUGUGAAGAAUCUUUACAGGGAUUUGCAAUGAAUGACUCAGAAUCUGAUUUCUUACAAUAUGAGGAUUCUGGCCGUGGGGUAAAAUCCCAGCUUUAUUGUUACUAAGCUGUUUUGGAUGAAAUAGUAUUUUAUUUUUCUUUGUAAAUAUUUGUGUAUCAAGAGCGACAAAGCUAUAAGUGUUGAAAUUUGUUACCUGGUUGGUUGGUUUUUUUUAUUUGUUUUUUUUUUGUUUUUUUUUAAUGUUUUGUUGUUUGACCUUUAUUAUCAAUAAACCAAAAUAUUGGUCAGCUGCCCAACAAUAACUAGCAUUCCCAUCGUUGUCUAGUGGAAUUAACAUGUUACAUAGGGAAGGAAAAAACUUAGUUUAGUUAACAUGGAUGAAUUUAGAUACAAUUGUUAACAUAUUGUUUAUUAAACCAAUUUAUUUUUGGCGAUCGGAUUUAAAGGGAUAGUAAACCCAAAAAUAUUCUUUUACAUUUCAGAGCAUACAAUUUUAAACAACGUUCCAAUUUACUUCUAUUCUCAAAUUUGCUUCAUUCUCUUGUUAUCCAUUGCUAAAGGAACAGCAUUGCACUACUGGCAGCUAGCUGAACACAUCUAGUUAACCAAUCACAAGAGACAGAUGUGUGCAGGCACCAAUUAGUAGCAGCUCCCACUGGUGUAUGAUAUGUGCGUAUUCUUUUUCAACAAGGGAUACUAAGAGAAUUUGAAAAUAGAAGUGAAUUUAAAAAGUCUUAACAUUACAUGCUCUAUCUGAAUCAUGCAAGUUUAAUUUUGACUUUCCUAUCCCUUUAACUUCAGGUAAUAAAAUUCUGCAUGUUUUCUUUGUGCCAAGGUUGUGGUCAUAUCAGUACAAAGGUCAGUUGUUCAAUUUUUAAAUCUAAUUUGAUUGUGGUUUAAAAGUCACAUAUGUGCAAUAUCUUCCUAAUUGUGCCAAAAUACUGUUUUAUUAUUAUUUUUUUAAUUAUGGGCUAAAUGUCUUAGAUUUUAUUACAUAUAUUUUACAUUAUGGGGAGAGGGUUUCAUCUACACUGUAAGCACAAUAAACGGAUUAAUAACCA